GUAGAAGGAGAAGGAGCUGUAGCAGCUCAGAUGCCUGUUGACAAGUUUUUAGCCAGGGCUGGUGGACAGAGGACAUUGUCUAGGUUCCAGGACUCUCUGUGUGACUUCUUGGCUACUGGAAGCUCCAGAAGUCUUUGUGGUACAUCACUGGACUUCCCAGAUAGAGUACUGGUCUGUACAGAGGGGCCAGCAGGAAUGGAAGAGGCCAGCAGCCCCAGCUUUAGACAAGCCACCACUGUCGAAGGAAUGGUUUCCCCAGAGGAUCCUACACUCAGCAAAGAGGGGCUCAGUGCAAAGGGCCCGCCCCCAUCUCCAGUCCUGCCCCCUUUCCGAAGGAAAUGCAGGAAGUGUGGAAUCUGUCCCCAGGAGGAGGAAAAGUCAGGUUUUUCCCUGAGGUUUGGUCAAAGACCAGAUGGGGACCCUCCCGAGUGUGCUUCUCCAGAGGCCUUUGCAGGUCCCCCAAGGCUUCUUUCUUCUAAGGACACUGAGCCUGGAGAGCCAGGUGGAAGUUGGGUGGAAUGUGCUGUAGAAACCGAGGUUGAAAACAUGCUCUUUUCUAAGGAUGGGGUUGCGCCAGACAGCCUUGAUCACCUUUUUGAAUUCCCAGGGCUCUUUGGAGGCGAGCCCCUUAGUCUGGUCACCCAGGAGCCUCUUCAGAGUCCAGCACUGUACCCAGAGGUGCUGACUGAGGAUUCUACAGAUCAGCAGGAAGUACAGCCCGCGUUUGUGGUUGGCAGCCCUGGCACUCCACCUGACCCGGUGGGGCCAGAGGACAAGGCCCAGUCAGGGUCCAGGAUGGAGCUGGAACAAGGACUUUCUGCCCCAGCCAAUUCCUGUGCUAGCUCCCCAGAGCCCUUGGGUGGGCUCGAUGGUGCACCCCUAGAGCAGAGAAGACCUACACAUGUGAAGAAGCGGCCUUGGACAAGUCCAGAUGACUCAAGCCAGGAUCACGCAGAGGGAGCCAGUAAAAAGGAUUUUCCCAGACUGGAGGCGCGAGUGCCCCGGGGGGUGAAGACUGUAUACUAUGUCUACACUGGGUCAGGAAUCAGGCUUGUGGGAGCCGCCAGCAGCAGUCAGCCAGGACAAAUUGAACCUCUGGAGGAGUUGGACACCAACUCAGCCAGAAGGAAGAGAAGGCCCACAACUGCUCACCCUACCCCUUGUCAGAGUGAUCCUUCAGAAACUGAGAAUGCGGAACCUCAUCAGCAGAGGGCAGAGGACCCAGGCGAGCAGGGAAUGACACCUUUGGAUGCUGGAGUGCGAUCUACUGUGGUCCGUGCCAUGCAGGAGGUGCUGUGGACUCGUGCCCAGGAGCUUCCCGACCUGGCGUUGAGGGAAGAUGAGGUAGAGGCCAUCGCAGAGGGCAUUGAGGAGGCCCUCUUCCACCUGACGCAAGACACCAACCUCCGCUACAAGAACAAGUACCGCAGCCUGCUCUUCAACCUGCGAGAUCCCCGAAAUGUUGACCUGUUUCUCAAAGUGGCUCACUGUGACGUCACCCCUAACAACCUGGUACAGAUGAGCUCAAUCCAGCUGGCCCCCAAGGAGCUGUCCCGCUGGCGGGACCAGGAGGAGAGAAAGGGCCUGGACAUCAUUGAGCAACAACAGAAGGAACUGUACAGACUUCCGGCCUCCAAACUGACUCACAAGGGCGAGGUAGAGAUCCCACGGGACUUGGACCAGAUGCUGACUCUGGAAGACCUGAUGGAACCCAUAGUGCCCAGAGAGUGCAGCCUACAGCCCCUGUCGACCCCCCUGGAGGACACAACCAAUUGGCACCAGCACCACCAAUGUGACUCUAACUGUCAAAUCUGCACGGGUGGGGAGGAAGGCAGGAAGGCUGAUGAUGGUAGCCAGCCAGAGCUACAAGUGGACAUCAGCUACAACGUGGAUCGGAAAUCCUCAACUAAACUGCCAGCCUUCUCCGGGGUCAUCAUGAACAGGGAGGAAAACGCCAUCCAGAAAGCCCCAGGUCCAGCUCCUGCGUCCUCUCCAGAGGUGCUCAAAGUUGGGGAGACACCCCCUAAGGAGCCACAGGACAGGCUCCAGAUGCCUGCUGGGCUCAAAAAUGCCCCACCCAGCCCUCCACCCUGGGAGGGCUCACUGGACAUGUUCUCCAUCAAGCACUUCCGGGCCAAGGCCCAGCUGAUCUCGGGACACAGCUGUCAGCUUGUCCAGGCUCUCCCAGAUGUCAUCCGCUCAGCAGGCCGCCUCCCUCCAAGCCAUGUCUGGGAUCUUCUAGAUAGUAUGGGCCCAUCUAAGGCAAAGGACAUCUGUGUGAUCAGGCUGUGUCCCCACGGGUCUCGGGACAUCCAGAACUACCGUCUGCUUUACUCCUACCUCAACAACAAGCAGUGUCACUGCCUGGCCACUGUGCAGCAGGUGAAAAUGGUCCUGCUGCCCCUGCCUGCCUUUGAGCCUCUGCCAGCCAGGCUGCGCCCUCUGGGGGGCCCAGGCCUUGAAAUUACUCACACGAGCCUGUUACUAGCUGUACUAUUUCCUAAGGAUGCGCUUCCAGACACAGCUACGUCCAUCCCUGUGUCGAACAAGGUCCCAAAGACCGUGUCCUUCAGCAAAAGAGUGGAAAGGAUCCUCUACUCACCAGAGGAUAGGAGGUCAGAGGCCACCUCAUCUCCCCUUGAAGAGGACCCAAAGCAGAGCUUGGCCAGGGGCAGCUUGGCUCCAAGGAGUGUUUGUGCUCCACAGAGCUUCCCUAGAGGCAGGGGGAGGCAGGGACCUGGGUGGGGACAGUGGUCUCCAGAAGCAGCCUGGUGCUAUUCCCAGCAUCCCAGUUCAGCAGGUCCAGUGUUCCCUGGCAUUGGCCAAGGACAGCACCUCCACAGGGCCUCCUGUUUCCACCACGACCUUCUCCAGCACCUCAAGGUCUUAGUGACCAUGAGUCACCAGUUCCAGGCCUCACUGUGGCCCCAAAGCCAGGAUUCCCUCCCCCCAUCCACUGUAGUAUCUGCAGUUCCAGACCCCCCUGGACCUUCUUUGGGCCCCAUGGAUGGAGGUGGCUCUAACUGUCCCCCACCAGAGGGGUCAGACCCUUUAGAGCCACCAGAACAUGAGUGUUGAUUCCUUUACCGAUGCUGAAUCUGAGGAGGGGCGAGUGAGCUCUCCCACACCUGCCUAGUUUGUAUCUGUUCUGCAGUCUGUUUGAUGUUGAUUUUUGGUUCAAUAAAAACUUGGCAAAGUAA
This is a messenger RNA of Mus musculus (house mouse), 3200 nucleotides long. It is a transcript of the gene Spocd1, whose product is annotated as SPOC domain containing 1. NCBI's taxonomy places the organism in Eukaryota, Metazoa, Chordata, Mammalia, Rodentia, Muridae. The record is from RefSeq and is a predicted model, not a curated record. Gene Ontology annotation, biological process: DNA-templated transcription. Gene Ontology annotation, cellular component: chromosome; nucleus. Bases 31 to 3078 code for a protein of 1015 amino acids. The transcript has 15 exons.